CGCAGCGCCUGUCAAACUUUGACAGCAGAGCGUCACGUGUUGGUUUAUUUUGAUCUCAGAGCGACGGCGGCUCCAGAGAAGCGCUGUUUGCGAGAAAAACCCUCACGAAAAUGAAGGUGCGCGUGCGCGCGUGCGUCGCGGCGCUGCUGCUGCUGCUCGAGCUGCGCGCGUCUUUCUCUCUAGACGUCAAACUCCUCGAGGAUGAAGGCGAAGGCGAGGACGCGCUGUUCAGGACGCCUGAAGGCGACGCCAGGGUGCGGGUGUCGGGUCGGGCGCUGGUUCCGGGCGUCAGGGCUCAGGACUGGAUCUCGGGCGCGCGAGUUCUGCUGGACGGGGGCGAGCACGUGGGCUUCCUCAGAGACGAUGGAAGCUUCACGGUCAGCGGCGUUCCGUCCGGAUCCUACGUUCUGGAGAUCUCGUCUCCGACCUACAGAUUCCAGCCCGUGCGGGUCGACGUCAGCAGCGCGGGGAAGAUGAGGGCCCGGGCGGUCGACUACAUCCGGACCUCGGAGGUCAUCCGCCUGCCGUACCCUCUUCAGAUGAGGAGCGUCGGCCUGCAUUCGUACUUCAUCCCACGGGAGACCUGGGCCUGGUCCGACUUCUUCAUGAACCCCAUGGUUCUCAUGAUGGUUCUUCCUCUCCUCAUAAUCCUUCUUCUUCCGAAAGUCUUUAAUCCCAGCGAUCCCGAGAUGAGACGGGAGAUGGAGCAGUCCAUGAACAUGCUGAACUCCAAUCAGGAGCUUCCAGACGUCUCAGAGCUCAUGACCAAGUUCUUCUCGUCACCUAAAAGCCACGGGAAGACAGGAGGCGGAGCCAGAGGCCAUAAGGGUGGGGCUCCGGGAGCAAGGGGCGGGGCUUCAAGACGAAAAAUAAAAGAUUAAUGUGUGACAUGUGGAAUAAAAUGUAAGAUAAGAGUAUGGAAAUGCUUUUAUUACUCAUUACAUACGAACUCUAAAGCCAAAGACGAUUUCAUCUGUGUUUAUCAUUAUAUCAUCAGUAUAAUAUAUCAUUAUACUGCUGCUGAAUCUCAACUGAAUUAUUCUAGCUGCUUCACAAUAUAAUACAGUAAGACUUUACGGUAAGGUUUCAUUAGUUAAUGUUAGUUCAUGCGCUAAUCAUCACAUACUGUAUUUGUUACAGUGUUUAUUUAUGUUUGCAGACUUUGUUAAAAACAGGUUCCACAGUAUAAGGCCUUAAAAAUAGAAAAGCACAAAAUCAAAAAAGAUAAAUUGAAACAAUAUCAGUUUUUGCAGUGUGAUGGGAAGGUAAAGUUAUUUUCAUAAUUUAAAAUGGAUUUAAAAGUUUUUCAAAUCUAGUAAAAUUUGUAUUUUCAAACUUUUUAAUUCGACUCCUUAAAAUAUUAAGUAUUUCAAAACUGAUUUUUAUAAAACCUGCAGAAAUCAGCUCACAUCCAUUAAAUAUGAACAGAUACAGCUUGUAUGUAUUAAUACAUUAAUAAUACAUGUUUUGAAUGCUAAAAUUCACAUGAACGUAAGAUUAAUAAAUGCUUUAGAAAUACGUAUGUUGUUAAAUAAUGGAACUGUAAAGUGUUACCAGAUCACUGUAUUUUCGAUUGAGAUGCCACUGAAUAAAUGAUUAACUAUUGA
Puntigrus tetrazona (Sumatra barb) is the source of this 1607-nucleotide messenger RNA. It is a transcript of the gene emc7a, whose product is annotated as ER membrane protein complex subunit 7a. Gene Ontology annotation, cellular component: EMC complex. The transcript has 5 exons. Gene Ontology annotation, molecular function: carbohydrate binding. NCBI's taxonomy places the organism in Eukaryota, Metazoa, Chordata, Actinopteri, Cypriniformes, Cyprinidae. The record is from RefSeq and is a predicted model, not a curated record. The coding region runs from base 111 to 881 and encodes 256 amino acids.